AUGGCUCAAGGAGAAGAUACCAUCAGCGAAUCGGCCUCCUUCCCGUCAUUUUCACACAUGGAGCAAGGCAGACUGAGUAGUCCCACCUUCAUCCGAACUGAUACAGCCGUCCUCAUUGGCGAGCUCCCGAUGAUAUUGCCUGAAUUGAGACCACUCGCCUCUCCAGCUAGGGCAGCCACUCAGGCAGAGCAGAAACUGACCUUUAUUGGCGGGUGUCGCAUGUACCCUAAGGCCAUCGCCUGGUCGUGUGUUCUAUCCUCCACCCUGAUCAUGGAAGGAUUUGAUACCCUUCUUAUCUUUAACUUCUUUGCUUUCCCAGCGUUUAAGCAAAAAUACGGAACUCCGACUCCUGGCUUCGGGUAUCAAAUCUCUUCAACGUGGCAGUUCGCUUUAUCGACUGCUGCACAGGCCGGGGAGAUAGUCGGGCUCCUUGCGAAUGGCUACGUCGCUGAUCAGAUCGGGUAUCACUGGACCACCGUCUCUGCAUUGACCUUCCUCAUGUUGAGCAUUCCUUUAUCAUUUUUCGCGCUGAACAUUCGGAUGUUAUUGGCAGCCCAAAUCGUGUGUGGGAUCCCAUGGGGCGUUUUUCAGACUUUAUCAACCACAUACGCAGCUGAAGUGAUGCCUGUAAAGCUGCGUGCAUACCUACUCAGCAAUGUCAACCUGUGCUGGGUCUUGGGCCAGCUUUUAGCGACAGGGAUAUUGAGGGAAUUUGUUGACCAGACUUCUGAAUGGUCGUAUCGGAUACCCUUUGCACUUCAAUGGGUGAUUUGUUUCCCCAUUUUGAUCGCGGUCAUAUUCGCCCCAGAAUCUCCCUGGUGGCUUAUCCGUCACAGGCCACAGCGUGAGGCCCAAAGGUCGUUGGAGAGGUUAACCAAAAAACACGAAAUCAAUAUCGACCAGACAAUCGCUAUGAUGAAGCAUACCAACGAGAUUGAGAAGUGCUUGAAAGGAGACGAUGGGGGCACAUCAUACUUAGAUGCCUUCAAGGGGGUCGAUCGCCGACGGACCGAGAUCACCUGCAUGGUUUGGAUCACACAGCAGGUAUGCGGGACAAGCUUGAUGGGUUGGGCCUCGACAUUCUAUCAGCAGGCUGGGUUCAGUGCCGCCAAUGCAUUUAACCUCUCGCUUGGUAUUUACGGGAUAGCCAUAAUUGGCGCUGUGAUCUCCUGGUCGCUCCUGUCGUGUUGCGGGCGUCGUAGGCUGUAUCUCUGCGGUCUAUCAGCUCUACUGGCCACGCUAUUGAUUGGAGGCAUUGUCGGAGCUCUCCCAGCAUCCCGUGGCCAAUUAUGGACUCUCGGCUCCCUGCUGUUGAUUCUGACGUUUGUAUACGACAUGACCAUCGGACCUGUGUGCUAUGUUCUGGUCGCAGAAAUCCCGUCCACUCGACUUCGCGUGAAAACUGUUGUCAUGGCUCGGAUAGCCUACAACCUAGCCGGAAUUCUUAUUAAUUGGAUCACACCUCGUAUGCUAAGCCCCACAGCGUGGAACUGGAAGGGAAAGUCCUGUUUCUUCUUCGCUGGCACGACAAUGCUAUGCCUUAUCUGGUGUUACUGGAGGCUGCCAGAGACAUUUGGCUUGAGCUACCUGGAGAUUGAUAUUUUGUUCGAAAAGAAAGCGAAGGCCAGCAAGUUCCGCGAGUUUCGGGCCCAGCUCGAACGUUCGGGAUAUUUUAACAUUGAGAACUCGACGGAGGAGAUGAGCACCUGGCGGGGAUAUUAA
Penicillium mononematosum is the source of this 1722-nucleotide messenger RNA. Its product is annotated as putative MFS sugar transporter. Gene Ontology annotation, cellular component: membrane. The record is from RefSeq and is a predicted model, not a curated record. Bases 1 to 1722 code for a protein of 573 amino acids. Gene Ontology annotation, molecular function: carbohydrate:proton symporter activity. The transcript has a single exon. NCBI's taxonomy places the organism in Eukaryota, Fungi, Ascomycota, Eurotiomycetes, Eurotiales, Aspergillaceae. Gene Ontology annotation, biological process: carbohydrate transport; transmembrane transport.